UAGUUGCGACUUCAGCUAGUUUACCAUGGUUAACAGAAACGACGUCCAAGUUUAACGACUCCGAAGACGAGGAUGCUAUUUGUGGCAAAACUGAUCCAUGUCAUGGCAGAGGCGGAGGCAAGUCUACCGACAGCGGAUGCAACAACCCCGUACGAGGAAUACGAGUGUAAGAUCUGCUACAAUUACUUCGACCUGGAUCGAAGAGCGCCCAAGAUCCUGGAGUGUCUGCACACGUUCUGCGAGGAGUGUUUGACCACACUUCACGUCAGGGAGGACCGGCCAUGGAGAAUCGCCUGCCCUAUCUGCCGGCACAGGACAGCCGUGCCUGACUACAGGAUCCACAACCUGCCCAAUAACACCAAGGUCACCGAGGCUUUCCCUCUCUACGUGGGGACCGAUCCGCUGCCCCAGGACGCGCUGCCUCCGACGCCCCAGUUGCACCGGUUCAACCAGCAGCGACAGCAUCAACAGCAGCAUCAACAGCAGCAGCAGCGCUCCAGCCCUGCUCUGCCGCCCGAGAUCGCGACCCCCUCGGCGGCAGCAAGCAGCCGCCAGUCCCCGGGACCCUCGGCGCCCUAUGAGAGCUGUCAGAAUUGUAAGAGGGCCGCCCUGACCGCUGGCUGCGUCUGCGUCGUCUUCUCCUUCCUCUCUAUGGUGGUGCUGCUCUUCACCGGCCUGAUCUUCGUCAAUCACUACAACAUCUCGCCCUCGCCCGUCGGCCCCAUCUGUCUGUCGGUGGCCAGCAUCCUGGCCUUGUUCUCUGUGGUUGUCACAUGGGUGAUCUGUUGGCUCAAAUAUCGGCCCGACACCAACGGGCCAGGAAAUAACAGGGCGUCCGCUUCCUCUGCACCCAGGAGAAACACUUAGCAAAAUUCGGCAGGGGUGAAACGCACCGGGUGUUUUGGCACAAAAUGACCAGUUGGGGAACAAAGCCCGCUCAUGUCGUGCUUGUAUCCAAUACAGCUGCAUGUCGAAGCGAGGGGAAACGACCCAGGGCAGGAAUUCCUUCAUUCAACACCUUUCCCCUUUACGCAUCACACGUCAAACCUAAAAUAUUUAGAAUGACUGAUAUUUAGCUUGUGGUCGAAAUAACUAGUGCCGAUAUGUAGAUGUAUCCCACUGGCUGGCUAUGCUUGUACUAAUAACGGAUAUUACGUGCGUUGUAUUGUGUUGAAAUGUACAUGUUCGAAUUGUACCAAAAGUGAAAUAAGCAUCAUUAGAUUUUAAUGAUGAAAGAAUACAAUAUAUGUGCAGUUUAAAAAAUACUGACAAACCUGGUUGUUCAAAGUCACUAAAUUGUGGGGCUUGGCUUCCUGGAUUGAAAACCACAGGACAUCUAGGAGUCUUGGCGGGGUAAUGGGUUUCGUAUGGGAUUAGUUUGCUGACAAAAGGACGACCUCGUAGGCAAUGGCUCGUUUUUUUCCUAGAAGAACUGCAGGCUAAUCAGGACUAAUGUUGCAAAGAAGAGCCCUUUAAGUCUGAACGAUAUUUUAUAUGUAGAUGGACUGUGGUUUGAUGGAUUUGAGUCAAAUGUUGACUGUUAAAAAGUGGUUACAAAUAACUCCAAAGGCCAUACCUGCCAUUGAUGCAGCCGGUGCAUUCAAAGCAGAACACGUCAAUUUCUGUGUAUUAGUCACAAGUAUUAUUUGGAUUUAUUAUAACAUUAAUACAUACAUUUAAACUAUAUACAUCUUCGGGUAACACGAUUCUCACGAGACAGGCAAUAAAUGUGUAAGGACAUUAACCAUCAGGAGCCUUAAAAGUGUACAGGGGUAAAAUGUAAAUGUAUAAAAUCAUGGAGCUACUGAGAACAAAAUGAAAGUUGAAACAUAUGUUUGCACCGGUCUUAAAACGCCCAGGUGAAUUUAAAUUAAAGGAAAAAUGCAGAAACCAGUGCAGGAAAUUGUCAGUCAUAAAUCACUUUUCGAGGACCCUACAAGUCGACUGAACCAAACCCGUGUUCAAGGGGCAGUGUAACGCAUCUGGAUGUUUAGAGCCGGAAAGGGCAGCAAGUUACCAAGUAAAGGGACUCUGUCAGCAUUCCUGGCAUAAUAACAUCGCAUUUAUGAUCUGUAAUUUUUAUUUCCAAGUUGAGAUUUUCAGAGUUGUCUAGUGUGAGCCAAGGUUACAUCUUGUUGAAUCUUAUGGAAACAAAAUGGAAAAGAAAGUUGAAGCUCGAAAACUAAUACGGGAUGAUGCCAACUAAGGAGCCUUCUCUGAACUGAUGCAUCAGUGUUCAAAAUCUGGUCAAAUAUUAAACAAAAAUGGAGGCAAAUGCGCGCCUGAACGUACACACGCCGGAGGCUGACCCCUCCGCUGAGGAUUGUGACGAUAGGAAAUCAAUCAGACUGUUGGGAACUACACACUCCAGAUGUUUUCAGUGUCUGAACUGUGGCCUUUCAAGUGAUUUUGUAAGUACUGUAUAAUUCAGGACAUUACUGAUAAUCUAAUGACCUAUUAUGAGAACUAAGGUCCAAUCAGCGGGCUUUCGGGUCUGGGAUAAAACUUGGCUUGCCUAAUGGCUCAGGGGGUUAUCCGGAUAUCAUGCAAUAGUGGCUAUGUGCUGAUAAUGUACUAUAUCUUCUCAAACGGGUUCUCGGUCACCACUGAGUUUGCUUAUUCCAACAAGGCCUAACAUUCAUCUUGGCAUUAAGAAUUAGGGAGGGGAAGGUAUGCCAAUGGCCCAGGAUCCGAUUGCUAUCUGCGUGCUUUCUUGCAGAAGUGGUGUACGUGUGCAUGCAGGUGUGAGAGGGGAGAGUGAGAGAGAAAGAGAGAGAGCUUGGCUUGGUUAUAAUGUCCCCAUGGUCGAAUGGUCUAUCUGAAAAAUUCGGAAGGGCUAUUUGGAUCAGGUAUUGAAAGGGGCCUGGUGCCCAAGGGAGGGUGUCAUAACCAAAUAAUCACUGUCUUUGGGACAGAGGGAAGGAAAAAUACUGAGAAGUUUCCAAUGAUAUUUCCUACUAGUUCCUGCGUUUUCGUAACUCAUAGUAGUCUUGAAACCGUACUCUGUUGUGGGAUUCCAGUAUCUGCAUGCUUAACGAAUUGGUUCAAAGUUCGUCAACUUAAAAUUUAAAAUGAACGGAAACUGCGCGGCGUUUCGGGCAGCAUUUGCGGUGAGAGAAACAGAGCUAACGUUUCAGGUCGAAACCCCUUCGUGAGGUCUCAGGCUUGAAACGUUAGCUUUGUUUCUCCUUACCUGGAUCUGCCUUACAUGCUGAUUGUUUCCAGCAUUUCGUGUUUUUAUUUCAGAUUUCAUUGACAAGAAAUCGAAACACUCAGCAAUUCAGGAAGCAUCUGUGGAGAGUUCACGUUGUAGGUCGAAGCCCUCUCAUCAAAACUGAGCUGCUGCCUGACCUGCUGAGUAUUUCCGGCACUCUGCUUUCAGAUUUCAGGAUCGAAAGUCUUUUGGUUCGCAUUUCUUAAAAUAGACAAAUUACUCCUUUUAAAUACCGGAAAGUGUAAUUUCCUAUGAAUGCAUAAAGCAUUUAUAGAUCAAUGUCCUAUUAUUUAAUUUCAAGGCCAAAAAAUUAGGCCUUGCGUACAACUGAGAUGGAGAAAUUUACAAAUCAGAACUAAACUUAAUUUCCCAGAUCUCAAGCUUUCGUCUUUGUAUGGUAUUAAAUAAUUAUUAGUGACAUCAACAGAAACGUAUUAAUUUAUCUAUUUUAAGUGCACUAGACAAGAGCGAUAUUCAUACAAAAUAUUUUGCUCAAUGACUUAAAUUUCUGUCACCCACAUGUCGUCAGGUUUGCAGUAACAGCACGAUCGUUUGUACUUCGUUUAUACCAAUGACGUUAACGUGAUAGAUGUGAUUGUUAGGUGUUAGCUAAAGCUAUAUUCCAGAUACAGGGCGAAUACCGAGGUUGAAACAUUUAUGAUGCAACUAUACGCACAAACUUUAGUUUAUCGCUGUAAACCGGUGCAUCUUCAUACAUAGAAUAGAAUCACUUCCCUAAAGGUUGAGCCUGCGAGAGGUGGAACAGCUCCCUUAGAUUUUCAUAAGAAAUAAAAAUGAAUAGUGUGAUUGAGAACAAUACGGAAAUCCACUUGUGGAUUCAUAUUCUGAGGAAUGCACGUUGAGCCCUUUCCAAUUUGUAAAUGGGUCAGGAGUUUUUGCACGGGGUUGUGCUGGUCUCGAAAACACUGCUUUCAUCAUAAUCACUGUUUUCCAAUUAAAAUAUUGACAUAGCUAUUACUAUAAGAACUUGGUACAAGAUGAGUAUAUAAAUUGCACAUGCUAAAUGUUUUCUAUUUCUAAGUACAAAUGUCAAACGUGUAAUUAGAAACAAUAUAAAAUCCAAUUGUAUGGUUUGAAUCUAGGCGGGCCUAGAUGGCUUUUUAAUUGAUUCUCGCUCUUCUGAAUACUGAGUACAGGGGUUCUGUUUUGCUUUCACUAUCCUUUAAGUUAGCCAAGAAUAACUGGAACAUUGCAGGCAGUAGCGAGGCUAACAGAAAAUAUGUAUUGCUGGGAUGCUUUCAACUGCAUUCCUCCUACUUCUGGAAAAUUAAAAUAAAAAAAAUAGAAUUAAAAACA
Pristis pectinata (smalltooth sawfish) is the source of this 4531-nucleotide messenger RNA. RefSeq names its product E3 ubiquitin-protein ligase RNF183. The record is from RefSeq and is a predicted model, not a curated record. Gene Ontology annotation, molecular function: ubiquitin protein ligase activity. The coding region runs from base 73 to 867 and encodes 264 amino acids. Gene Ontology annotation, biological process: protein ubiquitination. The transcript has 2 exons. Lineage: Eukaryota; Metazoa; Chordata; Chondrichthyes; Rhinopristiformes; Pristidae.